GCCCCAUAAAAUGUCGACAGACACUGUUGACCACCGCUGGGAAGAGCAAUCAACGGCGGCCGCCGGCAGAGCUUCUCUUCCCUUCCCGCAUUUAAUAAAGCUGCGUUGACCCUCUGUGCUUUGAUCUUCUCUUCCUUCAAUACAGCGGUAGGGAUGGUAGGGCCUUGCAUUAAUACAGCCGCCCGCUGUCCUUAUGGGCGCUUGUCUUCUCUUCCUGCAUUUCAGCUCUCAAUUCAUGGACUCUUAUCGCCAUCUCGUAAUAUUAUAAUAAUUCAGAGAUGAACACACUCUAUGGGAUCUGAUGGCGCCGGAUGGUGAGGUAGAGAAAGGCCAAGAAGGCGACAGAAUCAGGGUUUCACAGAUGAAGAGUUCCCCCAAAGAGGUGUCUAUAGCAAUCUCUGGCGAAGCUUCUCCGGAUAUGGCGGAAGAUCGGGCUCCAGAAAGCCAUCUCUUGCACUCUGGACCACGCACUCCGGCGUCUCCUCGGCCAAUAGGCCGCGGUGAUGAUGAGGAAGACGAGGAGGAGGAUGAGGAGAUUUAUAAGAAGAUUGAGUUGAGUAGAAAGAACCCUAGGAGAGUAAGAAAGCUGAGUGUAUUUCAGUUGGUUGUAUUUCUGGCCAUUUCGAGCUGCUUGUUAGCCAUUGUUAGCAUUGGGAGGCUUAGACGGUCUGUGAUCUGGAAAUUGGAGCUUUGGAAGUGGUGUCUGCUUGCAAUGGAGGUUUUCUCCGGGCUGUUUCUUGCGCGGUCCUUGAUGUGUCUCGUGCUUUUCUCGAUCGAGAGGAAUUUUUUUCUCAAGAAGAAGGUUCUCUAUCUAUUUCAGGCUUUGAAGAGGAGUGUUCAGGCAUUCGUUUGGAUCAGCGUGGUUUUCGGUACCUGGGUUUCUUUGUUUAAUCACGGAGUGGAACGUUCUAAAAUUGCUGCCAAAAUUGUUAACCUUGUAUCUUCAACUCUAGUUGCUCUUCUUGUCGGUUCGUUUUUGUGGGUAUUGAAGACCUUGUGUUUGACAAUUUUGACAUCUAGACUCCACCUCAAUGCAUACUUUGAUAGAAUUCAGGAAUCACUUUUUCAUCAAUAUGUUAUCCAAACCCUCUCGGGCCCUCCACUAAUUGAGAUGAUGCUGACCUUUGACUCUAGCUCUAGGGUCAACGAAAAGGUUAAGAGUAGUAGAAUUACGAUUGCUGCUAAUAGAAAUCAAGAAAUAGCCUCAAUCCAUCCUUCUAACCGUGAAAAUGUCUCAGCAUGGACUGUAAAGGUUAUGGUUGAUGGACUCACAGGUUCCUCUUUAUUAAUUAGCUGCAAUGCAUCAGAUGAAUUUGAUGAUGCUACCGAUAGAGAGAUUUCCAAUGAGAUGGAAGCAAUAGCGGCUGGUUACCAUAUCUUUAAGAAUGUUGUUCAGCCCGGUUCUAAGUACAUUGAUGAGGAUGACCUCUCAAGAUUCUUAAUCAAGGAGGAGGUGGAUAUGGUUUUUCAUUCCAUUGAUAGGUCUGAUAUGGGGCGCAUUGACAAAAGAUCUCUAAUAGACUGGGUGGCGAAGGUUUUUCGUCAGCGGCGCGUACUCGCACAUGCAUUGACUGACACCAAAGCUGCCAUUAAGCAAUUGAACACAAUUGUGUCCGGGAUGCUUUUCCUUGUGAGCAUUGUUAUUUGGCUCCUGUUGUUGAAGAUUACAACCGCAGAAACUCUUGCUUUAUUCUUAACUGCUAUAGGUUUUACAUUUGGCAACACUUGCAAGAGUAUAGUUGAGUCUGCCAUAUUCGUAUUUGUGGUCCAUCCUUAUGAUGUUGGCGAUCGAUGUGUUAUCGAUGGUGUUCAGCUCGUAGUUGAAGAAAUGGACAUCGUUACAACAGUUUUCUUGAAGGUGGACAAUGAAAAAGUUUACUAUCCAAACUCAUUUUUGGCUACAAAAGCUAUCAGCAAUUAUAACAGAAGUCCAGAUAUGGGUGAUUCGGUUGAAUUCACUAUUGAUUUUGCAAUACCACUCGAGAAGAUUCAAGUGCUGAAAGAAAGGAUUAAGAAGUAUAUAGAGAUGAACCCUCAACACUGGUAUCCUACUCAUAAUCUUGUAGUGAAAGAAACUGAGAACGAGAGUAAACUGAAGGUGACUCUCUAUUGUAAUCAUACAAUGAACUUUCAAGAAUUUGGAGAAAAAAACAGACGGAGGACUGAGCUUAUCAUUGAGAUGAAGAAAAUUUUUGAGGAGCUAAAUGUAAGAUCUAAUCUUAUGCCUCAACAAACUCCUCUUAGCCGGCUGGAUUCUGUAAAUAGGGGUGACAAAUGAUGGAUGGUUGCUUCAGUAAUCUGCAUGUUGUCAAUUAAAGGCAAUUUGGAUUUUCUUGACAUUGAUGGGAAUUUAGUAUGUUUGGUUAUGAAUCUGUGAUGAUGACAUGAAUUAGUGUCCCAUUUUUUUGAAGAUGUGCAGAGAUGGUUUGCUUGGAAAGAGAGAUGAUGACUCUAUUUAGUGCUGAUAAAGGGAUGCGUAACGACUAUGGUAGAACACGAACACUUUCUCGUAUACUAUCCAUACACUUUGGAGGAUGUGAAACGAUAUCUUUAUGGACUGUCCAAGUUAGUCCAAUUGAAGUGGUAGCACAAAUUAAGAUCGAUAUUCUGUAAGUCGUUUGUAUCUUGUACGUGUUCUUAAGAGCUUCCUAAGGUGAUCCAGAUUCUUUUGUGCAAAGAUGCUUAAUGUGCUCUGUGGAGUAUCGAGAAUGCUUGCUCGAUGCACCAUACAUAUACCCAAGAUGAAGAAGGUUUUUCGGGAUGUGAGCGUUCCACGAACUAUUGAAGAACGAUAGAAGGUCAUACAUGUUGACUAUUUCUAUGAGAAGAAGAUGCAUAGGUGCAAUUAUAUUUGAUUCCCCGGCCUUCAAGCCGUAACACAUCUGGAAAGUUUUCAUGACUUCAGACAUUAUACUUGAGAAUUUAGUGAAGCCCUUAGACAGGCGAUCACGGAUGCAAGUUCAAAUAGAGCUCGAAAGGAGUGAUGCAUUAGCGAUUGCGAAGCAAUAGUACCUUAAUGGGAGCUGUCAAGCUAUUGACAAAUGUACUACUUUCAAGAUGGGAGCUGUCAAGCUAUUCUAGUGACAGCUCACAUUAAGGUACUUUAUCAUUGCUUCACAAACACUAAUGCACCACACCUUUCGAGCUCCAUUUGAACUUGCAUCUUUGAGUGUGUCUAUCAGCCCUAUCCCCAAGUAUAACAUCUCAAGAUAUGGAGCCUUUGCAAAUGUGUUGGGGCUUGUAGUUAAGGUAGGCCGGCGAAUUAAAUAUGAUUGCACCUAUACUUCUUGUCAUAAGAAAUUAGGAAUGGUUAGCAUGUAUAAUCUUCCAUCCUUUUUCUAUUGUUCUCAGAACCUUUACCAUCACCGGAGUAACCUUUUUUUAUCUCGAGUAUGCAUUGUGCAUCCCAAGAUAAAGGUGAUCCAUCGUCAAAAAAAGAUCCUCGAUACUUUACAAGGCACGUUAAGUACUCUUGCGCGAAAGGAUAAGAACUUUUGUUUGCAAGUGUUGUAUCUUGGUAGGGGUAUACCACAUUCAUCUUGUUCGUAUACUUUUUAUUCUUUUAAGUAAAUAAAUCUACCUUUCAUCCAAAAAAACACACAGGUUCAAU
Messenger RNA from Cuscuta campestris, 3610 nucleotides. Lineage: Eukaryota; Viridiplantae; Streptophyta; Magnoliopsida; Solanales; Convolvulaceae. The record is from the annotation of a GenBank genome assembly.